AUGAAAGAAAAAGGGCAUUGUGAAGAACACAAGGCGGAGUUACUAUUCUGUUUACUGCGUAGCUCUUGUUGCACAGAGAAAAAACUUACUCCACGUCAGUGUUUAGAACCAGAAAACUUUCCUAGCGAGUGCGCACUUGCCAGACGUGCUUUUCACUUGUGUUGCAUUGAACCAAUACAGCUCAGUGAAUUAAAACGUUUGGAUGUCAACAGCUUGUCUACAACUAGUAUACUACUACAUUUGCAUAAAUGGCUACUGCUUAAUAAGACCAAAUUUUAUGAAGGUCUUACGCGAUUGGGUUAUAAGAAUUUGAUUAUACAGUAUGGAAAUGGUUCCAUUAUACCUCAUACUUCUGAAGAAGGUACUGUCGAAAACUUACACAUUGAAGCUUUUCGAUACAAGGAUUCUCUCAAGGCCGAAUUUGCCAAUGCUUCUCUGGUUAUUAGUCAUGGAGGUGCUGGUGCUUGUUUACAAGCCCUUACUCCACUUGGAAGUCGUCGACUAAUCAUAGUUAUAAAUGAUUCGUUAAUGGGUAAUCAUCAAGAAGAACUUGCGCUUAAUCUAUUGCGAGGGAAGCAUGCCUUAGUUUGUACUCCUUCGUCACUUAAUCAACUGAUUUGGACAGGAGUCGAGUCUAUUUAUCCUUCUGAAUUAACGUGUGACAGAAAACUAUCCUUAUCAGAGCUUCGUAAACUCCUAGGACCUGAUGUACCUCCUGAACAAGCUGGUUUUGUUGGUUUUACACGCGGUAAACCAGAGAGGUUGUUAUCGUAUCUUGAGAAGCGUUUAUCGACAUUUUGACAUUUGUGUUGUUGGACAUAUUUCAUACAAUCUAACUGUUAAUAUUCUCUAGCACUGUAAUUACAAAAUUAAGAUGUAGUGUGACCUUUUGCUUUUCAUUUGAUCACUUAGAUGUUUUUAAUGGUUGAAUUACAAUGUAUAUUAAUAUGACAAACAUAUUAUUGUAUCUAAAUUACCUUGCCUUGAGACCCUGAAGAUAACAAAAUGUUGUUACUCAAUAAUAAUCACAAUAAAUGUCACUACACUCUACUAACCUUAAAGUAUAUGUAUACACGCAAUAAACUCUGAACUGGUAAGUAUUCUACCACUAAACCGCCGAUGAGUCAACAGUGUUAUUAAGUUAUCCUAUCUGCGACUCGUCAGCUGGGUGUACCUGCACUGGGCUACCUGGAUUUCCAUCCGAGACAAUGCAUCUUAUUUCGUUUAAUUCUUGUUGUUAUAAUCAUUCAGUUAUGUCUGUACUCAUGUACAUUUUAAUUGGUUUGCGAACAUCUGGUAGACCAAAAUGAUACUAUAAGCGAAUAUUUCGUACUUUAGAUCGAACAUGAUGUACUUCAGAUGGCUGUUUUACUUGAGAAUCCUGAUUGGAGAGAAGAAAUUAUACAAUUAACUAUUCUAAAAAUUGUGCAUGUUGUGUAUAACAUCACAUUCAUGGUGUUAAAGUCCACAUUA
Messenger RNA from Trichobilharzia szidati, 1473 nucleotides. NCBI's taxonomy places the organism in Eukaryota, Metazoa, Platyhelminthes, Trematoda, Strigeidida, Schistosomatidae. The record is from the annotation of a GenBank genome assembly.